AUGAUGAAGCCGAAACAAUUAAAAAAUAAGUACCUUGUACAUUAUAAGAAGCUACCAUCUAACUUUGGUGCUGUAGAAAAAAUUAGACUGAGCCUUGGUCAAGAACAACAUGAUAGACGCAAGAAACAUCGAAUAGAUGAAUUCAAGAAAAAUCGAAUUAUUGCUUCACCUUGUUCAGUGACAUCGGAAAAAGACGAAUUUAGAGCAAAAUUAACGAAUUGGAAAGAGAAGCAAAUAAGAGAAAAGAAAGCAAAAGAAUCAAAUAAAAAACCUCCAUUUGUAGUUGGCAUCGUUCGUCAUCGUAUUUAUUCCCCGAUAUCAACAAACUCAAUGACAUCUGGAAGAAAGAAGAAACCAGUUACUCAAGAGCACAAAAACUCCAAUGUUAUAAAGAGAAUUACAAGAGUUACGGAAAAGCGGCUACAAGCUAAGAUAGCAAAAACUGAAAUAAAACAAAAACUGCUUACAACUCUGACCAGGACAAAUCCUAACCUAAAGUCGGAUAACGAAAUUGAAGUCAACAAAUCGUUUGCUCCUUCUAAUUAUAAAUUUAAUCCGCCCGCUGAAUUAUCAAUAUUCAGAACAUCUUUAUGUGAAAAACCAUAUACAGAAAGUAACUCCUUAAAGAAAAAUAAUGUGUUCGCAUUUGAUACUUCAAUGGAAGACGCUCACCAGAAAUCAGCUUCUCAUAAUUUUGAUUUUGUAGAAUCGAUCACGUUGAAGAUAUCACCAAUUGAACCGGUAACUUCAGAUUUCUCGCCAAAAAUGCGAACAAAUUCGAAAUUGAAUAACAACGAUGAAAUUCCACCUUUAGGAUUCUCUGCACAUAUGCUUUCAGAUUCGUCAGGACUAUUUAAUACAAAACUUACAAUAAGAGACGAUACAACAAACAAUUCUGAUGUGCCAGUAAAAGAAACGAAAUAUAAUGUUAUAUAUUUUAAACGUCUGUUAUAUAAAGAAGAAAAUAGACUUCGAAAACUUUGCAAAAAAUGGAUAGAAAUUCAAUCGCAAACAGAUGAUGUAGAGGAUAUUUAUUACCAAAUUAAUCAAGCAGUAGGACAAACAACUAUAUUAAUUAAACAUAAGUUUAAACAAUUUUAUAAUUUAAUAUUAGAUUGCGAGAGAAAAGAUUGUGAAGUAUUGGUAACUUGUAUGGACUUACAUGGAUUUUGGGACACGAUGUACCUACAAGUAAAGGAUUGCGAUUCACGAUUUGCAAAAUUGGAAAAACUUCGUGCUAAAUGUUGGCAAGAGGAUCAGUCACUUUUUAUAAAAUCUACUGGAAUUAAGAAAAAGGCAAUUAUUAAAAAAAAAGCUACACCAGUAAAUCAAAACUCACUGAAAAAAAUAAGAGAGAUUCAAGAUAAUGAGAAAAAAUCAUCACAGGAAAUAAUAAAUAGGAAUAAUAAAUGUAUUAUGCCUCACAUUAGUAAUAAAAGAGCUGUAAAUGUUUCUGGAAGAAGGUCUAACGUAUUGCGUAAUAAAACAUAUUCUAAAAUAUCUACGAAUUAUAUACAUACAUCGACACCAUUUUCUGUCGAUACGAAAUUAAACGCUUCAAAUCGGAUGAAUACCCCUCUCAUAACAAUGAAAGUAAGUCAAUCUGUUAAAAAAAUUUUCUCAAAUAAGAUUUUAGAGACAAAAUCACUUGACAGAAGUUCAAGACAUCUAAAUAAAAUUGUAAAAAGUUCUUGUGGAAUUUCGAAAAAUAAUUUGUCUACACCUCGCAGUACACCGCUAUUUCAUGUCAUCAGAAAUAUCAAUUUUAAUAUAACACCAAGUAAAGAUCGAGUAACAAAAGAGCAUAAUUUCAAUAUAAAAAGAUCUUGA
Atta colombica is the source of this 1830-nucleotide messenger RNA. RefSeq names its product disks large-associated protein 5-like. Gene Ontology annotation, molecular function: microtubule binding. Gene Ontology annotation, cellular component: cytoplasm; spindle pole centrosome; nucleus. The record is from RefSeq and is a predicted model, not a curated record. NCBI's taxonomy places the organism in Eukaryota, Metazoa, Arthropoda, Insecta, Hymenoptera, Formicidae. The coding region runs from base 1 to 1830 and encodes 609 amino acids. The transcript has 3 exons. Gene Ontology annotation, biological process: signaling; mitotic spindle organization; regulation of mitotic cell cycle.